Molecule: messenger RNA, 1275 nt
Organism: Microplitis mediator
Lineage: Eukaryota; Metazoa; Arthropoda; Insecta; Hymenoptera; Braconidae
Product: RISC-loading complex subunit tarbp2-like
Exons: 3
Coding region: 189-1253 (354 amino acids)
Source: RefSeq, a predicted model, not a curated record
AAUUUUCAAUUCUUGAAAUUCUAUAACGCCUGCAAGUGCCUGUAACAUAUAUAUCACUUUAUCACUUUACCUUUGUUAUGAAUAAUAUAAAUUGUUUUAUUAAAUUAUAUAAAUAAGCUGUUCUGUGUUCUGUUGUGUUAUUAAAAUUAAAUGAAUAUUUAUAUUUAAAAUAAAAUAAAGUUAUUAAUAUGCAGAAGACACCGGUAUCUAUUUUACAAGAAAUGAUGGUUAAAAAAGGAACAGUGCCUCACUAUGAACUGAUACAUGACGGAGGUGGUACACAUGAAAAUACAUUUACUUAUCAAGUUUCCUGUCAAGGUUUAUAUGCAAAUGGUACUGGCCGAUGUAAAAAAGAUGCUAAACAUUUAGCGGCUAUGAAUAUGUUGGAAACAAUCGCCGCGGAAAAUAAUUAUUUGGCUUUGCCGCCGAUUCCUGGCGAGUCACCGGUCAGAACGAUGCCUACUCCUCAUAUUUUGUCUGCUGAUGAACCAUUUGUCAAUGCCAUCGGUGAAUUACAGGAUUUGUGUGCUGAAGCGGGACUUCCAGAUCCAAUAUAUGAAACAGUAGGCGACGAAGGUCCAGCUCACGCUAAAAUAUUUACGAUUCACUGUAAAAUAUAUACAAUUACUGAGGAAGGGAGAUCAACGACUAAAAAACAUGCAAAACAUUUGGCAGCCAGAAAAAUGGGCGAUCGUAUCAAAAACUUGAUCGACAAUGCGGUAAGCACACACGAUCUGGUUAAAAAUGAGCUUGAAGAAAAUAAUUCCUCUUCUGAUAAUAAUUUCCCUGAUACUGUUGACGUAAUUGACACCAUUAAUGCUAUUGAUGCUAUUGAUGUUAUUGAUUUUUCAAAGCUGUCUCUACAUUAUAAAACUAGUCUCGGGGUUAAACUUUCCGAGUUUCAUACAAAGUUAAAAACUACUUUCGACGAUGAUGAGUUACGGGAGUCUGUUAUCAAAAAGUUAAAUCAAUUUGCUGAAGAAUAUUUGGGUACUGAUGAUCAUAAUGAUUUAGAAUACGAUUCAUACCUCAAUCAAUUGAAAAUUAAUUUCAAUAAUAUUAUUUCAACGUUAAAUAUCAGUGCUGUAAUUUAUUCGAUUCGAACGAUUGAACCAAGUACAGAGUGUAUAUCAAUUAUUUUGGAUUCUGUUCCCGAGAUUGUUGAGUGUGCUAUAGGAAAAUCUAGAGACAAAAAUCUGUUAAGAAGUUUGUUUACUCGUAUUAUAAAAACCCUAAGUCUACUUUUGACGUAGCAUCAUUUAUUAUUAUUUUUUU